Molecule: messenger RNA, 3366 nt
Organism: Lichtheimia ornata
Lineage: Eukaryota; Fungi; Mucoromycota; Mucoromycetes; Mucorales; Lichtheimiaceae
Exons: 7
Coding region: 1-3366 (1121 amino acids)
Biological process (GO): protein polyubiquitination
Molecular function (GO): ubiquitin protein ligase activity
Source: RefSeq, a predicted model, not a curated record
AUGCCAUCUAUCAUUGACAAAGGCAACUCUUCUCAACUAUCACGACAAAAAGAACAUGAUAACAAUGAUCUAAACGAGGACCCUUCUUCACUACGUUCUCCUACCGACAAACCUUCGGAUCCAUGUCUCGAUUCAGAACAGUCUCCACCACCACCAAGACGUCGAUCUUCCAAUUUACGCAUCAGCAACCCUUCCACCACAACAAAGAUAUCAAAACCUGAUCCCAAACUCGGCUCAACAGUGAACCAAUGCAGCAGUAAUCGUCAUUACCCUUACCAUGCCCGGCAACAACAACCGACAUCCCGGCUGCCACCACCAUCCACACCCACAUUGUUUGCCUCCCAUUCACUGGAUCAACCCAAGUCUACACGUCGUUCAAUGGACAAGUCGCAACGCAAACGUCAACUCAAAGAGGCCAAGAGUGAUUAUGAAGCGAGAAUAGAGCAAUACUUUCAACAACUCACUGUUGGAUGUGGACGAUCUGAUUGUAUCAAUCGGUUUUGCGCUUCGGGUCGUGGUGGCAUACGCAACUUGCACACACAAGCAGCCCUUGUCAUGUCGAUCCAAUUGGCAUCUAGACCUGAAGAUCGCUUUUGUACCAACGAGAUGCGAGCACCAUCCAAUUCGACCUCAUCGGUGAUUCAGAAGGCAUUGGCAGAUGAUGAGGAUGAUGAUGAAAGUGAUGAUUUCGGUGAACACAAGAGCAAACCUUUCCUACAGUCAUUAUUUUCAUCUUCGGCAUUUCUUUCCCUUUUUGGUCUACAACGUGAACAAAAAGAUGUCAGCUCAAAGAAUAGAAGGAGGAAACCCAAAAGGACCCCAUCAUCAUCAGCAUCAUCUUCAACACAAGAAUUUUCUAGAGGACGUCGAUCGUCUGAUAGCAGCAAUGUGGGAUCAUGGCGUGGAGGAUUACAAAGUCUAUCUGGGAACUACAACAACAACAUGAAUCAACAUCACCCAUCAUGUAUCGAAGAUGACGACUCCAGCUAUUAUUAUCAACUUGAUUCCAGCGAUCAUUCUCGAGCAUCCGAUAGCUACGAAUCUGAUACGAGCGAUGAAGGAAUGUUGUUAGCUAUUCGACCCACCGCUAUAACAAUGCCAUCAGCACUCGAGCAGCUGCAUCGAUUUGUGGAUAAAUACAACAUGGAGAAAACGGUGCAUUGGUGUCGAUCAAUCUUUCAAAAUUGGGAGGGGAUUGGCAAUAGCAUGCUUCUUGCCACGCCACAACCUGUAUCAGCUUUACAACGAACGAUCCGUAUUACCAAUUUGCAUGAUUUGCAUCAGUUUUAUGAGGCGAUUAUUGGAAACGACGAUGUUCAGCCAUCCAGAUUAGCAAACGCAGUUACCGAGAGCUUUGAAACGUUGUUGGAUCGAAUGCACAUGAACACCGAAAAUAUCACCACCUUGUACUCGAUCGAUGAAAUAGAGGCAUCAUGCGUUGAUACAAUUGUCCAAUGGUGUCGUGCACUCAUGUCUAUCCUUGAAUGGAUCCGGUUAUGGCAGUCAUCCGAUUUUGCAACCGAUAGCACCAAUAUGUGGUCCGAUAUAUUAUCACACAAGCUCAUCCAAGUGGUUAGCAAGAUCGCCUCCAUUCAACAAUCUUUGAUUAGGAAAGCACUUUUACAUAUGUUUGCUUGCCUGGAUAAUGAACGAAUGGAAGCUCUGGUGCAGUAUCUUCACGGGUAUCUUAUUGAUCACUUCCACACUGGACCCUACAAACAUGGUGAGCAAGAUUCGGUGAUUAUGGCGACCAAGUUUCUCCAGCUUGCAUAUGAAGCCAAUGUAUCAGCAGCACCCAUUAUACCCGUUAGCGAUUUUUGCAGUGAAGCCAUUUGCAAGAAGCUCAACAUCAAGGACGAGUACAGGAUUUGGAAACGUGUUUUGCAGUAUGGUGAAGGAAGGCAUUCUAUAUCGACGAUUGCUGCAGCUUCACGACCGUCGGCGUCUCAGUACUAUGGUCUCAAUGAACAACAACGACGAACACGACUCUUUUUAACAACAACCUGGACUUCGAUAUUAUUGCCAUACCCUUUUGCGAACGAAUACCAAUUUUCAUGGUUCAGCUAUCCUUUCUUAUUACCACCCUCGGUGAAGCGAAAGAUCCUGCAAUUGGAUGCCAUGUCUCAAAUGUCAGCAGAGUAUGAAGAUGCAUGCGUCAAUCACACCCUCGUCGUUCAUGCACGGCGAUUGCUCUCGGAUGCACCUGGGAUGGUACGUCAUUUGGAAGACAAUCUUAAGAGUGCGACUUGUCCCUAUCUACUUUUGGAAAUCCGACGACAACAUUUUGUCACUGAUGCCUUACACCAAGUAUCCGCCAAGUGGGUCGAUCUCAAGAAGCCGCUCAAAGUGCGAUUUAUCGGAGGAGGCGAAGAAGGCAUGGAUCAAGGAGGUGUCCAAAAAGAAUUCUUUGGUAUCCUAUUUGAAAAGCUCACAUCCAAAAAGAUGGGUCUUUUUAAUGUGGAUCCGGAGACUCGAUUAUGUUGGAUUCAGCCCAUACCCGUACAAGAGGAUGAUUUACGGCUCUAUGAAAUGGUGGGCGUGAUGAUGGGUUUGGCUAUCUACAAUGGUGUCAUCAUGAACUUGCAGUUUCCAAGUAUCCUGUGGAAGGUCCUCGUACAGCCAAGUGAAGCAACCUUAGAUACAAUGGCUGAAGAGCAUCAGCUGUUUACAUUGAACGACCUUAUGGAGGGAUGGCCAUCGUUGGCUAAUGGCCUUCAGCAGCUGCUUGAUUGGGAGGACCAAGUGCAAGAUGUGUUUUGCCGCAACUAUGAAAUUUCAAUUGAAGUAUUCGGCCAAGGUGUUGUCACCAUACCUUUGAUGGAAAAUGGAAACCAAGUUCCCGUGACCAAUGAAAACCGUGAGGCAUUUGUGCGUGAUUAUUGUACAUAUUUCCUGUAUCAUGCCCAACGCAGCCAACUUCUUGCUAUCCGACGUGGUGUUUGGAGUGUCAUUGGUGGAUCAGCCAUGGAUCUCUGUACAGCUGGUGUUCUCGAGGUGGUAGCAUGUGGUGAACGACAAGGCAUGGACCUCGAUCUAAAAGAGCUACAAGACGUUGCUGAUUACGAUGAUGGAUAUAAUCCAGAUCACCUAGUGAUUCGCUGGUUUUGGUCAAUUGUACACAAUGAUAUGACUUCCGAACAACGGCGCAAGUUGUUGUUUUUUGUCACUGCAAGUGAUCGAGUACCCGUGGGUGGAUUGAAGGAAUUGACAUUUGUGGUGCAACGCAAUGGGCCAGAUAGCGAUAGGUUACCAACGGCGUUGACCUGUUUUAGUCGGCUAUUGCUUCCAGAAUAUGACUCGAGGGAGAAGUUGCGUGAACGCUUAAUCACAGCAAUAGAAAAUGCCAAAGGAUUUGGUCUCGUUUAG